Molecule: messenger RNA, 2344 nt
Organism: Homarus americanus (American lobster)
Lineage: Eukaryota; Metazoa; Arthropoda; Malacostraca; Decapoda; Nephropidae
Product: clotting factor B-like
Exons: 10
Coding region: 113-1663 (516 amino acids)
Biological process (GO): proteolysis
Molecular function (GO): serine-type endopeptidase activity
Source: RefSeq, a predicted model, not a curated record
GGCUGACUGUGACAGGAGGCAGGCAGUCAGCAGUGUGUCAGCAGAGAGCGAGUAGGAACGGACACAAGUACCACCUCAGAAUUAAAAGAACCAUAAGACUCGUAAGAGAUCUAUGACGACCCAGACCCAGGAUCACCACCCAGAGAGGAACAAGACUCACACUAAGUUGCCAAGACUCUGUGUCUCGUAUGUGGAGAUGUUGAUGGUGACGGUGGUGAUGGUGCUGGUGAAUCUUCAGCUGGCGGCCACACACUUCAGCAACCAAGGUCGGCGCCACCAAGUUCAUAUGAACAGUGCCAGACAUGGUCCUCAUCUUGCACCCAUGGAUAUGAUGCUGACGGGGUUGGCGCACGAGUCCAUGGCGCUACGAAGACAACAACUUCCCUUUACGCUACUGAAACCCGCGCCCAUGGUCGAGACGAUGGAGACCAUCGAUGACAUGGUGAGGGUGAUGACGAAGGAGGGCGCCCAGGCCAACGAGGACCUCCUCAUGCAGGAGUUGCUUCAACUGGCAGACGAGAUCACCACCUCCAUGAUGCCCUCCACCUCCAGAACGGCUGAUCGUGUCAUCAUACCUACCACCUUGGGUGAAGUUGACAUGAUCCCCGUCACCAGAAUAGAUGACCUUACCAUUAGGCCCACCACCAGACGUGUUGAAGCCACCAUGACGCUCACCACCACCAUCACGCCCAAGGCUCCCGUCGCAGCUUCACCUGUCAUGGCUGAGGCAGUGAUGGAAUCUCCCGAAUUGUCUUACUCCAGCUCCAACCACACGGCUAAGAAGUUCUUAAGUCGUGUCAAGGCUCUGCUGGUGGCCUCCGGCAUCGAGCUCAUCCUACCACUGGACUGUGGACGGAACCCGCUGAACAGUACACAGGUGCUGGGGGAACCGCUGCCAUGGGUGGUGGCGCUGGGGUCUAGAGAGGACGGCAGGUUCCAUUACCGCUGUACAGGUGUCAUCAUCACUAACUUCCACGUCCUCACAGAUGCCGACUGUGUUGCCUCCCCACAUAUUAACGUGGUGCAGGCGAGCAGGUCGGGGGAGCUGCCUGACCAGAGGGCGGAGGAGAACUUCGUGGUGGGUCGCAGGAUACACCCGGACAUCGAGGCCAGGGACGACCUCUUCACAGGCAUCAACAUUGGCAUCCUCGAACUGGCCAACCCUUUUAUUUUUAGUGACUACCUCCAACCUGUGUGCCUCCCGGGAGUGUUUGAGGAGCAGGACACGGAGGCAAGUUUCGCCGUCACUAUUGCUGGCUUCGAGAAUAUCAUGGAUGGUCCUCAGGGUCGUGUAGCCAGUAGGUACGCCAAGCCUAACGUGACGGCUGAAGGGGCUGCCUCUUGCUUCUUCACUGUACGCACGAACACAGACCUCUCCUCCAUGUUGUAUACUCUCCUCACCAAAAACCACCUCUGUGUCUACAUCAGGUUUGAGACGGUGGGGAAGUCGGUGGUACUGGUGGAGGACGAGAAGAGCGGGCGGGUGAGGGUGGUAGGUGUGGGUGGGUUUGCCAAUGCUCGCUCCACCAUCCCCGUUGCCUACACCCUCGUCCAGCCUUAUCGUUUCUGGGUGGAGCUCGUCCUCAAGAAGUUCCUCAACAACAUGGCGCCUCCCAAAGAUGUAGAGGCUGGUAGGAGCGACAACGGGAGGUCUUUUUCAUAAAUAACUGACUGCAUUAAGUGUUCUGGAGCUUAUAGAACAGUAUCUUGCAAUCUUUGUAACGCAGGAGCUAUAGAAAUAACACAAUGAAAACAGCAGGGAUUCUCAACUCUUCGAAAUGUUGUGUUAUGUACGGAGGAUCGUCGUUUAUCAUGUCAUUCGUUAUCCGUCACCCGUCAGUUAUCAUCUGUCACUGUUCACUCUGUACCAUCACCCGUCACAUUCCUCCCCAUCUUCCAUUAUACAUCACUAUUUAUCUUUAACUGUCUACUGUGAUAAACCUUCGUCAAAAUUUCGAAACAGAAGAGGAUGACGUACACAUAGGUUAAUAUGCUAUCAUUGUCAUUAACAUGUAUUUAACCGCUAUAAACUUUUUAACUCUUAGACAGUUUUGUUUAGUAUUAUAACAUCAGGAACCACGUAGAGUCGCUAAUUGUUCACGUACAGUCACUUUCAUGCCCAUAACUUUAAAGUCACCCUCAAAAAUCUUGUCGCCUCUCCAGCUGAACCACGAACGCCUAGAUUCAUGUAACACAAGACUCAGGUGGUGUGAAAGGGAAGGUGUAGUGUAGUGUGAAAGGGAAGGUGACGUGAAAAGAGAAGGUGUAGUGUGGUGUAAGGAGGGCAGGUGGCGUAGUGUGGAAAGGGAAGGUGUAGUGUGGCGUGAAAAGGGAAGGUGUAGUG